CCAGCAGACCAGGAUAUCGUCCACUCUUAACUUCUAUCAUAACAGCACAUGCAGAGACGUGAUACCCUAUAUUAAAGUUCUAACUCGCAUGGCUACAGUAGCUAUUUUGAGCCCGGCAACAAAAGCGGAAAGUUCCGUGUUAUUUUGUUUGUUCCGUAAGCGGUAUCUAUAGGGCAUAUCCUUGCGUGCACGUCGUAGUCGGCCUGGUGUACAUGAAAGCCGAUAGGCAGCAAGGUCAAACCGCAUCCUGCGGCAUGGAAGUUAGCGUCGCAUGAACGGCCGCAUAAAAUUUAACAGCUUCUACAUCUAAUGCUUGGUAGCCAUCUGCUUCAACGCCGUACGCCGCUUUCGCCAGUUGGCGCUCGCCACAAUCGUUAUCCUCGAGGUUGCGAACCACCUGGAAUGCGCCCAAGCGGUGGCCUUGUCAGCCCUUCAACAACAUCUAUGACGGCGCAUCGUGGGCCCCAGGCGUUCCAAGCUCAGAGGGCACUUGCUUCAGCAACCAGCGACGAUUCCCAAUCCCCGGAAGAGCCCUUGACCGUAAGCCGUACUCAGCGUCGCCAGGCACGCCCGCGACGUAUUCUGCUAUCUGAUGACGAAGAGGAUGGUGCCGGCGAUGGGGGACCAGCGCCGUUGGCACCUUCAACCCAAACUCACAUUAGCAGUAGCCCUGACCAUGCCAAGUCACCUGCGCCGAAACUCCUGGCAGGCGGCAGCCCGCGGCCCCAGGCGGUUUCUCCGGUGAUUUCCUUGGCCUCCACAAAGCAGGAACAGCAGCAUCCUCUACAAAACGUCACGAAUAUGCCUGAGAUGCAGUCCAGGUGCAGUCCAGGCGCACGCCCAACAUCCCUGCUCAACGGAGGCAGCUGCAGCAGUAGGAGUCCCAAGCUUCCCGGCAGUGCUGCAACGAAGGCAGGUUCGGCUCAAGGCAGCAAGCAGGGCAUCCUGGAGCUCGCAGCCCUCCUCAGUAACGCCCGCAUCCAAAGCCCCUGGAAAGCUGCCACCAGCGGUGGAAGCGGCCUUCCGCAGCCGCAGCCUGAGCUACAUAGCCGCUCUGGUUCCGAUUCUGGCUGCAUGGAAGCACAGCACCCUCUAUCACAACCUCAGCCGCAAGGCGCCCGCUCGCCUCCAGCUUCUCCACGGCAAAGAAGCACAGGAAAGGUCGCCCAGAGAGGCCUCAACCGUGACGACGAAGAAGACGAUGAGGAGGAGGCGCCGCUCACCUUCGCCCGCAGCGUGCGUGUCAUCCGGAGUCGCCGGCGUGUACUGGAGGACGAGGAGGAUGAAGAGGACGAGCAUGCGGUGGACGGAGGGGUAAAGCCGGCGACGAGUGGGUGUCUUGACAGCAGCAGCAGCAGCGGGCAUGACGCGGGGUGCGUGGGGACGCCAUCACUGCUGGUACCGGCUGCUAUUGCUGAUGCUGCUGUCGCCGCCUCUGCCGACCUUGUGCCAUCUGGGUCACCGCACUCCCCAUCUGGGUCAGGUGAUACCCCAUCUGGAUCAGGUACCCCAUCUGGGUCAGGUGAUACCCCAUCUGGGUCGCCCGGCUCUUGCUACAGCAACCUCGGCAGCGCUCAAGACAGCUUCUAUUCGGCAGACAGCGGCGAGGGAAAGCCAAGUCCCAGCCUUCCUGUGGCCGCACCUGCCCUGUCUGCUGCCGUCGGUGCAUCCAGCGCGCUCACUUGGGGCACUGCUGCGGGCAGCAUCAAGGACUUGCCCGAGCCUCUCUCCAAUCCAAGCGCUGAAGAAGACACAUCAGCAUCAAAAGCACAUGUGCCAAGAGCGGAGUCCGGACUGCCGGCGUUGGCCACGGAUGCACCAUCUGCGAAUUGGCAGCAGCAGCUGGCGCGGGUGCCCCGGCGGCGCCAGGGCCGGUCGGGACGCGAAGCAGCUGGUAGAUCCGUCCUUGGACUGGCCCCUGCCUCGGGCCUGCAGACUGGGGCCGGCACCGGCUCCUCGGGUCCAGGAACAGAUGACGUCGGAGAUGACGGGCUCAUGUACGACCUGUACGGCGAGCUGUUGCUUGCGGAGCAGCUGAGGGGGCUGUCGCUGCGUGCCGGCGUGGCGGCAGACGGCCUAGCCGUGGAGGCGUUGGAAGGCGAGGAGGAGGAGGCAGAGGAGGGCGAGGUGGGAGAGCAGCAGCAGCCACUGCUGCAGGCUGACGUCGGGGAUGGUGGUGAUGGUGCGAAGCUGCAGGAGGCUACGGAGUCGGCUGAGUGGCUGUCACCUCCCUCCUCGGCAGUGGGUUGGGACCGGGCGCAGGGAGCUGAGCCGGAAGAGGAGACGGCACAAGCAGGCGGCCCCUCCUUAACGGGCGGGGAUUCGGGCUGGGGGAGGGGUGCGGCAGGUGCGAGUGGAGUCACACGUCAGAUGGUAGACCUCACGCUGCUCAGUAGCCCCGAGGAGGCUGGGAAGACGGGGAAGGAGCGACGCGGUAACGUUGGAAGCAGCAGUGGGACCAGCAGUGGCAGCCAGCUGACGACCGGCUUGCAGCGAGGUGGUGUUGGGGGCAGCAGUGCUGCGACUCGCGGUGUUGAUUUGUGCAGCGACGAUGACAGCGAUGACUGGGUCCCCAUGACGACGGCGGCGGCGGGUCGUACGGCACCUCGGCGAGGGCAGCCCGGAAUCUCCACCACCACCAGCACUGCUGCUCCCGGCACUGCCCGGCGCCGAGUCAUUCUGGAGGAUAGCAGCCCCGACAGCAGCCCUUCCGGCAUUGUUGGUGUUGGUGUUGGUGGUGCUGCUGGUGACAGUCCUGCCGGCCUGUUCAGCCUCUUCACCCGCGGUGGUGCCUCCGGAGUUCCUCUUGGCGGCAGCGCCAUGAAUAACAACUGCAACAAGGGCGUCGUUAGCACCAAACCUAAUAGCGGUGGCGACGGCAUGUCCCGCGAUCCGUACGAGCUGCCCGAGUCGCCCAGGCCGCCCGAGUCACUCCCGCGGUUUCCAGGUCCCCGCCGGGGCGGCCGCGACAAUGGCAGUGGCAGUAGCGAGCGUGACGGCAGCGGUAAGGGCGGCGAAGCCGGCGGCUUCGAAACUCCCUGGGCUAGGCGUUUGCCGGCGCCCCGGGAUGAGGAGGAAGAUGAAGACGACGACGCGUCAUCCGUAUCUGUGCUGACCAUUGAUGAUGACGAGGACGAGAAUGAGGAGGAGGAGGACGAGCUGCUGCCCCUGCGUACACCCGCACCGCCGCAACUGCCGCUGCCCAACCUGCUGUUUACUACGCCGGGCGCGGGGGAGGGGCGGAAGCAGGGAGGAGGUGGAGGGGGUCGAGGUAGGACGACGCCCACACAGCCGCCGAUGACGACUGACGGAGGCGUCGCAACCGGUCGUGGUGGUGGGGGUGCGGGAGGGAGUACGAUAAAGAAGAGGAAGCCGGAGGGUCCGGAGGCAACGGCGGCAGCGGCUCAGCGGGCCUUCCUGAAGACGCGACCGGUGGUGGCGCAGGAGCUAUACAACAAGUGGAACGCUGCGGUGUUCUCCGGCCAGCUGCCGCCCGACCUGCCGCUCGUGUGGAACCCGCGACUGACCACCACUGCCGGCCAGGUGGUGGCGCGGCCGGAGCUGCUGGGCGCUAGCAGGCGUGUACCCGCCAAGCUGGAGCUCUCCACCCGGCUGAUCGACUGCAUUGAGAAGCUGCACAACACGCUGGCGCAUGAGAUGUGCCACGUGGCGGCCUGGCACCUGAGCCACGAGUACCAGCAGCCCCACGGCCCCGCCUGGGCUGGCUGGGCGCAGAAGUUCAUGCGGCACGACCCCUCCCUCAUCAUCACGCGCACCCACGACUACAAGAUCGAGUACGCGCACCGCUGGGUGUGCACGCACGCUGCAUGCGGCAAGGAGUACGGCCGGCAGCGGCAGACCAUCCGCGUGGGCAAACACGUGUGCGCGGUGUGCCAUGCGCCGCUGCGCUACCUGGGCCGUUUCGACGCACGGGGCAGGCUGGUGGCUCCGGCGAGCGGAGGAGGAGGAGGAGGAGGAGGAGCGGCCGGGGUUGGAGGCGGGGCGGCGGCUGGCACGACUGCCAAGAAGCCUCCCAACGCCUACGCGCUGUUCUGCAAGGAGAACUACGACAGCGUGCGCAAGAGCCUGCCUGCCAAGACGCCCAGCUCCGCCAUCUUCCAGCGCAUGGGCCAGCUGUACCGUUCGGAGCAAGCGCGCAUCGCAGCCGCUGCGGCCGCCGGUGCUGCCGUGCCAGGGGCGGCAGCAGGCGGUGCUGCUGCAGCUAGCCCUGCCAAGACCCCAGCCAGAACCCCCGCUAGAACCCCCGCCAGGCGGACCCCUCGAAGUGGCGGUGGGGGCAGCAGCAGGCGGCGGUCCGGAGUCCUGCGCAGCGGCGGGGCCUCCUCGGGUCGCGGCGUGCGGCGGCUGUCGCGAGAGGUUGAGGAGCUGGUGGUGUCUCGCAUGACGGACCUGACACUGGUGGAGGAGGGAGAGAGCGGGGAGGAAUAGGCCGGCGGCAGCAGCAGUGGGGACGGAGGUGCGAGGUGCGGGCGCCUUGCUUUGGACACGCAGCUCUGGUAGCGGAUGCAGGAGGGCGCUUGAUGUACGGUGUAAGCGGGCGGGCUUGUGUGGGGUGCGCAGCGCGUGGUAGGGGAACAACAAAAGGUGUGCCUCAGCAAGCACAGUGGUGGCUUUGGGGUGGUUCUUUCGUGCGGGCGAGGGUGGUGACCUGGAUGAAAGUGGACACCCUUGGACCACCCUGGCCAGCAGGCUCGGCUAACCUGCAUGCGGCGCAUCACAGGUGAUACGCUGGGCUGAAUGCAGCGUUAAUGAGGUCUGCCACCGACCCCAUGUGAUGGGAGAUAAGGGUCUCGUGGUAGCUAACAACGGGGAUACGGGAAAGAGGGAAUCGGAGCGGGCGCGGGGGAAGUGAGCAUAACAGGCGGGCGAUGGUGAGGGCUGAUGAGGGCCGCGGCUGGCUUGACGAGCGGCGUGUAUAUUAUCGUGCUAGGUUUAUGCAAGCAUCGCACACCCAAAUGCCCCGUGCAGAGUGUGUGUCGCGGCGGGAAGCGGAGCGUGCAGCAAUGGAUGUGAGCUGUGUGUGCUUCGGCACAGUGCUGAGUGCAGGAACGUACUUUCGACGCUGUGUGUGGAAUACGCGGGGUUUUGCAGUGAGGACGCGGCAGGAGACAGGGGUUGUGUGAACCACCGCAACAAGCCACGGCGCUGAGCAUAGGCUUCAGUACCCAUGUUACAAAUGUCGUACGUAGAAUAGGAAAUAGGAUGCAUUGUGUGCAACCGAUCAGUGGUCCUACGGUACCCGCAACGCCUGCUUAAUCGCAGGACAAACACCUUGACAUAUAUAUUCCGUAUCGUAGCAGGCGGCGUGAAGCCAAUGUGUAAACGGUCCAUCAAGCAUGUGGUCACACACAUAACCGUCCUACUUAAUACGGUCCAUGUCUCGGGAGGUCAUCGCUUAUGUACGACAGUAAGCCGGGCUGAACACUAUUACAUGUAAAUAAAGGAUAAGGAAGAAUAAAGAA
Astrephomene gubernaculifera is the source of this 5483-nucleotide messenger RNA. The record is from the annotation of a GenBank genome assembly. Lineage: Eukaryota; Viridiplantae; Chlorophyta; Chlorophyceae; Chlamydomonadales; Astrephomenaceae.